AUGGGAUAUUUCUACUACAGCUACCACCAUGAGAAUCUCUGGGAUGAGACUACCGAUUUGAACUAUAGAUGGUUUGCAGACUCUUACCAAAGAAUAUUUCUCGCCGCCUUUGCCUUUGACUGCCUCACCUUUCUCGCACUGAUUACCUUCCUCGUCUGGGCAUGCACUAUUCGGCCUUCAAACCAGCCCCUCAAGGGUGUUAUAGCCGCACUUGUGAUGUGGAUAUGCUUCGAACUUCUAAGCCUGAUCUAUGAGAUUCUGGAGCUGGCGGCUGCAGAAGUGAAGCAAUACUAUGUAAUCAUCUUCAUGCUGGUGGAACUCUUCUUCGUGCUCUUCAGCUGUGUACUUUUCCUUGUCUUCUACCAAACGAUACACAUGCUUCUGGACCGCCUCACCGACUCCGGAAAACCAUAUGCGCCUCUACGCAUCAUUCACUGGACCAUACUUGGACUGGUUUCUGUCCUCUCCCUCGCCGAGUUCGCCGUUAAUGUCGCGCUCUAUUACAAAGACGUCGAGCAGACCCUCACCUACAUCUUCAUCGAGAAUAAGCGCAAGCUUUACAGCGCCCUUUGUAUCAUUUACUUCAUCAUGGCAUUUGAGAUUCUCGUUUGGACCAUCUUUGUGACUGUGAAGGCGGGCACUCAUCGUUUUGCUUCAAGGAUGCCCCUCUUCUCUCUCAUCGCUGCAAGCGUGUGUUGGUUCGGGUACACUUUGAUGUGGGGCAUCGUUGCUAUUCGAUACUAUCUUGCCAUCACCGUCGUGACCAAUACUGCGGACUAUCUAGCUAUUGUCGAGUCGGUUUUCGGGUUUGUGUUUGUUGUUGGAAUUUUCACUGGCCUUUUGCUGUGUCUCAUGAACUGGUUCAAGCUUGGUGGUGAUCAUGAUAAGGCUCCUAAUUCGGUGCAGCAUCCUUAUGAUUCUAAUCAAGUCUUUCAGACGUGGCAGCCUUAUCAGCAGCAGCAGCAGCCGCCGCAACCACAGCUUGUGCAGCACCAUCGCUGA
Molecule: messenger RNA, 1002 nt
Organism: Penicillium longicatenatum
Lineage: Eukaryota; Fungi; Ascomycota; Eurotiomycetes; Eurotiales; Aspergillaceae
Exons: 3
Coding region: 1-1002 (333 amino acids)
Source: RefSeq, a predicted model, not a curated record